UCUACCCCUUCAAACCACCACCACCCUCUCUCUCUCUCUCUCUCUCUCUCUCUCAUAGACCAAGUCGUCUUCGUGUAUAUCCAACAUGGCUCUCAAGAAACUCAACAAAACUCCUUCGACAGCAUCCCUGAAACAAAUCAUCAAAAGAUCAUUGUCAAGCUUUGGGAGGAAGUAUGAAGAAAAUUAUGGACUUCCUGAGGAUGUACCUGAGGGUCAUUUCGCUGUAUAUGUGGGAGAAAACAGAAGCAGAUAUAUUGUUCCAAUUUCAUGGCUGGGUUACCCUCAGUUUCAGAGUCUAUUACUAAGUGCCGAGGAGGAGUUUGGGUUCUGUCAAGAUAUGGGUCUUGCUAUUCCUUGUGUGGAAGAAUCUUUUCUCUCUCUAACAUCCUUCAUCAGAUCACUGUAAUUGGAAAGUUAAUUCAAACUGGUCAUUUUACAUUCUCAAUUUCUUUCAUAAAU
Messenger RNA from Rhododendron vialii, 459 nucleotides. Its product is annotated as protein SMALL AUXIN UP-REGULATED RNA 12. The transcript has a single exon. The coding region runs from base 86 to 406 and encodes 106 amino acids. Gene Ontology annotation, biological process: response to auxin. Lineage: Eukaryota; Viridiplantae; Streptophyta; Magnoliopsida; Ericales; Ericaceae. The record is from RefSeq and is a predicted model, not a curated record.